GCUACAGCAGGCACGGGGUGCAGCGGUAGUGCUCCGGUUGCUUGCGAGAGAGGGGCAUUUUCAACACAUUCUUCGGUUCUCCUAUCAACAGUUCCAGCCCCUCCUCGGGCAGUGCUGUAGGCGUCCAAAACAAGCAUCCAGGUCCUGGCAGUUUGUACUGACGAGCGCUUGCACGACACUGAGCCUGCCUGAAGCUGGGUUGUUGCAUCAAGUACAUUCACCGUCUGCCAUAUGGUGGACUACUCUCGGUUCGACCACAUCGGUUCAGACUCGGACGAUGAUGGUGCUGCGGUCGGUUCGUCCAAGCCGACAGCAAUGAGACCAGACGCGGCUGCACAGGAGGAGGCCAUUAGAGCAAGUAGCAGCAGCUCGUUGCCGUCUGGAUCAGCCGCGGAGGGGGGUAGAAAUAGCAGCGGCAGCGGGGGAGGGCCUGGAGGAGGGGAAGGAGGAAGCAGGGCUUCUGUUCCUCAGCCCAAGAUGAUGACAGCGUCGAAGAAGGGGAAAGAAGGCCGCAUUAAAUUCGAGCACGAAGGCAGGACCGUGUACGAGUGGGAACAGUCCCUGGAAGAGGUGAAUCUGUACAUAGAAACCCCGCCAGGAGUGAAGGCGGAUCGGAUCGAGUGCACGAUUACUCCGAGACACAUCUGCUUGGGAUUGAAGGGGAACCCCCCGUUCAUUGACGAAGACACAGGCGGACCUGUGGUGGUGGAAGAGAGCUACUGGAUGAUGGACGGAGGGGAGCUGAACGUGAACCUGCAGAAGAUGAAGAAGGCGGACACGUGGCCGGCCGCGCUGCAGGGCAGGAACACGCAGGUGGACCCCAUGACCCUCGAGGGCAUGCAGAAGAAGAUCAUGCUCGAGAGGUUUCAGAGUGAGAACCCUGGAUUCGACUUCUCUGGGGCAGAGUUUAACGGCCAGGUGCCCGAUGCCCGAUCUUUCAUGGGAGGAGUCAAGUACACAUGACGCCGGCUUGUUGCCAGUCAUGUGCAUACCUCAUCGGAGAUCUGUGUCAACAGAGAUCGAUAGGUCACUAGAAAACGCUACCGAAGUGAUGUUGAAAGGGGAAGGCAGAGCAGCAGCAGAAAGGUAGCCAUCUACGACCGUACGCUUGAGGUGCUGUGUUGGUGGUGGUGCAAUGCACAACAUAGCAUAGCAGAACGGAGUGCGGAGUGAAAAGGAAAGGAACCCUGGUUGCUUGUUGUGCACCGGCAGCAGCAAAGCCUUCUUGAACGACCAUGGCCCUUUUGGCUUCGUUUGUGCGUGACGGGUGUGAGGUCCGAGCUGAUGGGAGCACAUAGCUAAAUCACGAGUGUCAAACCCUUCGUUGUGCCAUUGACAUGGUGCGUUCAUCUGAUGAUGUGUAGGGGGUGUAGGGGUUUCAAGCCAAGUGCAAUGUUGUGCGCCGCUCUUGUCCGGCCGAGCCCAAGAGAAGGCAGAGAGACCGGGGGCAUCUCUCAACAGCAACGAGCGAUACCGUUGCACAACAGCUUACACUCCGUAGCUACUGCUGUUUGAAGGGAAGCCUGCCCUAGUCUCGUUCAACGUGUUACCAUUCAUUGUAUUCCUUCGUGAAUUGACCGAUGAAUCCCCCACACGCCGGCAGUUGCACAGCGGUGGCGAAGCAGAGGCAUUGUUUUUGGCCUGCAGUACCGCUGUUUGCCGGUGGCAGAAGGGCCUGAGUCUCUUUUCAGAGGGAAACCCACAUGCCUCUCCCACAUAGGAUCUGGCGCGGGUGAGGGAAGGGAACCCACCGGUUGUGAAUGGUUGGCACCAUGUGUUCCCAGGACUAGGUUACUGCUGGAACAAAAUGAAAGCAGUUCUUUUGUUCUUUGCUCCAACUAGCAUCACUGAUAACUCAGUGUUAGGCUUACACAAACUCAAAAUAAGCCAAGUCUCCAGUUGGUUUCAAUCCACCUACUGAAAAGGCCUUACCACAUCCCUUUCGACCGAGGUUAGAUUUCGAAUGGGUGGUCUUUCUGUGAGGUUAUGUUUACUUUGUAAUAAUGAAACCAGUUCGUCCGUGGCAUUUUCCGCUGUGGCGCGACUCCGGGCGGUGGAACGUCUACAAAUAGAGUGCAUGGGGUUGUGACGUCCAGAGUAGGUAGAGGUGAUCACACGACAACAGCGAUGUGUGCGAGUGUUGCGGAUCUCUCCGAUGGUUGGUUGGUGAUGGGUGAUGGAUCUUUGGUCGGAUCUUGCCUUUAUUUACCAUGUGACAUGAUUAUGUCAUCCCCCUCGAAAUAAUUCUUUGGUUUGCUCUCCAGGGAGGGGCAAAAGCGGCACAAAGUGUGUGGGUCAUAUCUAUGGGUCACAUCCCACCAGGCUGUAGGAAUCGCAUGCAUGUCUGCCUUCCACUCCCGUCGCCAGACAGUCUAGGAUACAUCUUCACCAAGUCUCACAAACAGCGGCACACAAGCAACGGUCUGCGGUUCGAUGUUCGAUGCAAUUUAGGGGUUGCGCGGCUGAGAAGCACACCCCCACCAUAUUUUGGAGGGCGGCCGGAGGAACCUGUCCAUAGGGAGCCAUGUCUCGGUUCGUGGACUUGCUCGUGUUCCCAGCGCCCCUGGAGCAUGAGUUUUCUGGCCACGAGAAGGUUCGUCAAAUCGCUACGACAUAAUUUUGGCGUUAUGCAAGCAUGUCUUGAUCGCGCAGUGCGCUUUCGUUGAUGGGGGAGGGUUGGGGGGCUGGUGUGUCUGGGAGCACCUGCUGCUGUGCCGUUCCCACGCCGCUGCAUUUCUGUGGUUCUUUGGGCCGUGGAUGGGAGGCUGUCUUUUUAUUGGCUUGAGCGGGGAGAAACAGCAGCAGCAGGAAUGAAAAGCGCGCACUUGGUGUUUUCGAGCACCCCAUAACAUUUUUUGACAUUGACUCUCGACUCUCUCCUGUUUUGACGGCGCCGCACCGCGUUUGUCGGCUGUACUGGUGGUAGGUUCUUCUGCGUUCUGCUACACGAAGUUACUUGUUGCCGAAAG
Messenger RNA from Ectocarpus sp. CCAP 1310/34, 2969 nucleotides. NCBI's taxonomy places the organism in Eukaryota, Phaeophyceae, Ectocarpales, Ectocarpaceae. The record is from the annotation of a GenBank genome assembly.